AUGAUCCCGAGCCUGUCUGUGCUGCUGGCCAAUAAGUUUGCCGUGCUGUCCUGUGUCGAUGUGUGCGCGCACCACCUGAGCCUCCUUCCUCCUCGCCUCCUCCUCGGCCGUCCUAGUGCAGCACUUCACCUCCCUCCACACACCACCUGGCAGACUGCUCACUCUGCUCUCCUUUCCUUCCCUCUCUUCCCCGCUGUAAUCACCUGCAGCUUCCUUCCUCCUCGCCUCCUCCUCGGCCGUCCUAGUGCAGCACUUCACCUCCCUCCACACACCACCUGGCAGACUGCUCACUCUGCUCUCCUUUCCUUCCCUCUCUUCCCCGCUGUAAUCACCUGCAGCUUCCUUCCUCCUCGCCUCCUCCUCGGCCGUCCUAGUGCAGCACUUCACCUCCCUCCACACACCACCUGGCAGACUGCUCACUCUGCUCUCCUUUCCUUCCCUCUCUUCCCCGCUGUAAUCACCUGCAGCUUCCUUCCUCCUCGCCUCCUCCUCGGCCGUCCUAGUGCGGCACUUCACCUCCCUCCACACACCACCUGGCAGACUGCUCACUCUGCUCUCCUUUCCUUCCCUCUCUUCCCCGCUGUAAUCACCUGCAGCUUCCUUCCUCCUCGCCUCCUCCUCGGCCGUCCUAGUGCGGCACUUCACCUCCCUCCACACACCACCUGGCAGACUGCUCACUCUGCUCUCCUUUCCUUCCCUCUCUUCCCCGCUGUAAUCACCUGCAGCUUCCUUCCUCCUCGCCUCCUCCUCGGCCGUCCUAGUGCGGCACUUCACCUCCCUCCACACACCACCUGGCAGACUGCUCACUCUGCUCUCCUUUCCUUCCCUCUCUUCCCCGCUGUAAUCACCUGCAGCUUCCUUCCUCCUCGCCUCCUCCUCGGCCGUCCUAGUGCGGCACUUCACCUCCCUCCACACACCACCUGGCAGACUGCUCACUCUGCUCUCCUUUCCUUCCCUCUCUUCCCCGCUGUAAUCACCUGCAACCUCCUUCCUCCUCGCCUCCUCCUCGGCCGUCCUAGUGCAGCACUUCACCUCCCUCCACACACCACCUGGCAGACUGCUCACUCUGCUCUCCUUUCCUUCCCUCUCUUCCCCGCUGUAAUCACCUGCAACCUCCUUCCUCCUCGCCUCCUCCUCGGCCGUCCUAGUGCAGCACUUCACCUCCCUCCACACCACCUGGCAGACACCCGACUUCCUCUCUCUGCCCCUCGAGGCCCUGCAAGCGCUGCUGGGGUGGGGAGCGACGACGUGGGCGUGCAGGCAGAGGAGACUGUUCUGCAAGCCUGCACUGCACUGGCCUCCUUUCUCCUCGCUUCCUCCUCCGCCUUCCUAGUACAACAUUUCACCUCCCUCGACGCCACCUGGCAGACGCCCGACUUCCUCUCUCUGCCCCUCGAGGCCCUGCAAGCCCUGCUGGGGAGCGACGAUGUGGGGGUACAAGCAGAGGAGACUGUUCUUGAGGCUUGCCUGCACUGGGUGCGGCAUCACUGGCCUCAUGAUCUUUCCACACGCAAGGAGAUGCUGGGAAGGUUGGCAGGCAGCAUUCGCUUCCCAGCAAUGGCAACAGCAGCUCUGCACGCACUUAUAACCAUCACACCAGAAGCUGACACCCCCACCCUCCACGCCCUCAUCACAGAAGCGCUCUGGUUCAAGUGCUCCUCGUUUGAACGCCAGCAACAGCUCAUUCAAGACUCGCUGCAAUUGCAGCAGCAGCACAGGCGGUACCAGCGCCGCCGCCAGCUGUCCGUCUGUAGCGAGGUGCUGCUGCAGGACUGCUACAUGCUACAGCCGGGGCAGGCGAUCCUUCUAGCAGGAGGAACAUGGCUGCACGGGAAGCUCUUCUCUCUAAAGGUCAUGCGGGUGGCGGCGCCUGUUGGUGGAUCAGACUUCGGCCUCUUCCUCCAAGCCUCCCAGAGGAGUCCCACGCACGACAGGGUGUUGGACGACAGUGUGACCAUCGAGUUCACCUUCCUCGUGAAAGAACACCCCUCAGGCCAGUUCGUGCAGCAGAAGCAGACCGCCUCGCACACUUUCAAAGGGCUGUUUAGAGAGCGCGGUUACCGCAGCCUGCUGAACCCCUGGAGCGAGGUGGUGAGGGACAAUGGAAAGUAUUUCCGCGAUGGGGUGAUGCACCUCAGGGCGGACCUGAGGGUGCUGCAGCUGGGGGAGGGUCUAGCGCCGUUUGACUGA
Molecule: messenger RNA, 2190 nt
Organism: Closterium sp. Yama58-4
Lineage: Eukaryota; Viridiplantae; Streptophyta; Zygnematophyceae; Desmidiales; Closteriaceae
Source: the annotation of a GenBank genome assembly